Molecule: messenger RNA, 618 nt
Organism: Funneliformis geosporum
Lineage: Eukaryota; Fungi; Glomeromycota; Glomeromycetes; Glomerales; Glomeraceae
Source: the annotation of a GenBank genome assembly
AUGAAAGCAGGGUCUUGGGUCUUGGUAAUUGUGGCUGAAGUUGAUGCAUCUACCUUAUCAGAGUUAAGAAUAAAUAAGAACACUAUUCAGAGAGAUGAACAACUUUUCUCUGAUUUAUCGAGGGAUAUAAAUUGGGGGGAGAAAAGUACUCCCAUCUCGAUAAUAUUGAAUGCUGAAGAAGGGUUAACAACAAACGAACAAGGUCUUAAUGAGUAUACGUCAUUUCACAAAGUAGCGGUUAAUGAAACGGAAGAAGUGAUUGUCAAACAACAUCUCAUCGGUGUAGUUUGUGAAAGUAGAGAAUGUUUGACGAUUGCAUUUUUUCCAGCACGCUUUCUGCAAUUAAGCCGUUCGGAUCGCCUUCCGGUUGAUAUCCCAUUGGAUAUAUUGUUUCUGAAUUGUUCGUAUGAGUUCGUGAAGUUGAAAGUUGUCAUCACCAUCGCAGUGAUCACGAUAACAGCAAAAGCCAACACGGAUUUUAAUCGUACGUUUCAUGUAGCUUACUACAUGCAUGAUGCAAUCCUUGGCAGUGGCAAUAUGACUAUAUAUAGAACCGGUACAAUCCAAAACGUAACAAAGGUCAACAUUCAUUGCGGAUUUGAUCCUUUUAAGCAUUGA